This is a messenger RNA of Penicillium manginii, 1545 nucleotides long. RefSeq lists its product as uncharacterized. The transcript is spliced from 3 exons. Gene Ontology annotation, molecular function: transmembrane transporter activity. Gene Ontology annotation, biological process: transmembrane transport. Gene Ontology annotation, cellular component: membrane. Lineage: Eukaryota; Fungi; Ascomycota; Eurotiomycetes; Eurotiales; Aspergillaceae. Bases 1 to 1545 code for a protein of 514 amino acids. The record is from RefSeq and is a predicted model, not a curated record.
AUGUCGAGCACGUCCAAGACCAAGGCACAUUUAAGUUCAGAUGAGGUACCAUACUCUAUUUCCACGGGGCUAUGGAGCUAUAUCCCGUACUUCAGGAAACCAGAAAAUGUCCUUCUCUUCAAACUGGACUGUCUAUUAUUGACAUGGACAUUUAUCGCCGGAAUUUUAAAGCAAAUGGAUCAAAGUGCGACUACCCAAGCAUACGUCUCGGGCAUGAAAGAGUCCUUAGGUUUAUAUGGCAACGAGCUUGUCAACUUCAACACCUUCUUUUCAGUGGGAUAUGCAAUUGGUCUUAUUCCAGCCCAGCUGAUUCAGACUAAAAUUCGCCCUUCCCUCUUCCUGCCGUUUUGUGAAAUAGUGUGGGGUAUUUUGGUUACUUGUAUCGCUCAAGCUCCUAAUGCUCAAACAGUAUAUGGAUUGCGCAUAUUACUCGGUCUUUUCUCCGCCGUCUUCUGGCCUACUGCGGUCUCCUUGAUUUUCAAUUGGUACAAACCGGCCGAAUUAGCCAAAAGGGUUGCAUUUUUCAAUGUCUCCGAUGCGGCCGGAGGAAUGUUUAUAAGUGCAUUGCAAGCCGCUCUUUACAAAAAUAUGAAUGGUGUGCAUGGAAUCUCCGGGUGGCAAUGGCUGUUUAUUAUAUCGGGCACUGUCACGAUUGGCCAGGGACUGCUCGGACUCGCUAUCAUACCGGAUACCCCAGCUAUCAGCCGCGCUAUCUGGCUCACAGCUGCAGAGAAACGAAUUGCAAAGGAGCGUAUGGCCAGCUUCGGUGCCGACACAUCCAAAAUCAUUCCUGCUGCCGUCCUCAGAGAAAAGUUACGUAAAUUGGUAUCUCACCCGGUGUCCUACUUUUUUCUUUUAGCCUUUGCUUUGCAGGCCUGGGCCAGCCGCGCAAAUUCAUAUUUCCCUCUUUAUCUCGAGGGAUUGAAAGACUCGGCUGGGAAUCUUCGUUUCAGCACAUAUCAGGUCAACAUCAUACCUAUCGGAGGCUAUGCUCUAGAGAUUGUCAGUAACCUGGUGCUGAACGCAAUAUCGGACCGGAAGCACUGGCGCUGGCAAAUCAGCGUGGGUCCAUGUACCCUGUUCGGGAUUGUGCUGUGUGUUUUGUGUGCCUGGCCUUCUGACUACAAAGUUGUGCUGGCCUUUUAUUUCCUCACUUAUGCGACAAAUGCAGGAAGUCCGGCGUUUUUAGCCUGGCUAGCCGAGAUACUAAGAAAGGAACCGGAAGCUCGUGCGAUUCUCGUGGCUAUUACCGUCACGAUUGUCUAUAUUGGCCAUGCAACCAUUCCGCUCAGGGCCUGGCAAACCAAAGACUCUCCAAGGUAUCCGAUUGGAUUUCCUCUUGCAACUGCUUUCAUAUUUUCAUCGGUCCUGGUCCAACUUGGUAUGCUGUGGUGGCAGCGGCGCUACAAAAGGCCGGACGAUUACACUUUCAAUGAGCAAUCCCAGGUCUCUGUUAUCGCUACAGCCGAUGAUAAUGAGAGGUCUUCAUGUGGGGGAGUGAAAAGAGAUCCAAAGACUCCAAACGCAGAUAUUCGCGAGGCGUAA